AUGGCCUCCAGCUUUGCCUCAAAGCGCCUGGCCAAAGAGCUGUCAAAGCUCCACACAGGCUUGCCGCCCGGUAUUGACCUCAUCUCCGCCGACAACUUCGAGGAAUGGUUCAUGGACAUCCGAGUCCUCGACGACAACCCUCUGUACCGCAACGAGAUCUACAGACUCAAGUUCAAGUUCUCUCAGCAGUACCCCAUCGAGCCGCCGGAGGUUACGUUCGUCAAGACGACCGAGCGACCGAUCCCGAUGCAUCCCCACAUCUACUCUAAUGGCAUCAUUUGCCUCGAUCUUCUUGGCAACCAAGGCUGGAGUCCCGUGCAAAACGUAGAGAGCGUCUGCAUGAGCAUACAGAGCAUGUUGACCGGGAACGAGAAGAACGAGCGUCCGGCUGGCGAUGACGAGUUUGUGCGGAGCAACCGUCUGCGACCAAGAGACAUCGACUUCUACUACCACGACAACACCGUUUGA
Colletotrichum karsti is the source of this 468-nucleotide messenger RNA. RefSeq names its product ubiquitin-conjugating enzyme. The transcript is spliced from 3 exons. NCBI's taxonomy places the organism in Eukaryota, Fungi, Ascomycota, Sordariomycetes, Glomerellales, Glomerellaceae. The record is from RefSeq and is a predicted model, not a curated record. The coding region runs from base 1 to 468 and encodes 155 amino acids.